AUGGCUGCCGAUAAGGCUGCCGCCGCCUCGGGCGCUGACCUGGGCGAUGGUCUGAGGCAGCGUAACGUCGCUGCGUCGCAACCUGGCCUCAAGCCCCCGACUCCUCAGCCCGAGGAUAACAAGAAGCUCGCCAAGAAGGAGCCCUCUUUCCUCCAAAUUCUCGACGAGUGGGAGUUCAUCAUUGCCCCGCUGAUCUUCACGGCCGUUGCUAUCUUUACUCGACUAUACAAGAUUGGUAUUAGCAACAUUGUCACCUGGGAUGAGGCUCACUUUGGCAAGUUCGGAAGCUACUAUAUCAAGCAUGAGUACUACUUCGAUGUUCACCCUCCUCUGGGCAAGAUGCUCGUUGGUCUCUCCGGAGUUCUUGCUGGAUACAACGGUUCUUUCGAGUUCAAGUCUGGCGAGAAAUACCCCGAGGAAGUCAACUACACUGUCAUGCGUAUCUUCAAUGCCGCCUUUGGUAUUAUCUGCAUCCCCCUGGCCUACUUCACCGCGCGAGAGCUCCAGCUUCGCAGACCUGCCGUCUGGCUUGUGACUCUCAUGGUCCUCUGCGAGAACUCGUACACCACCAUCAGCCGCUUUAUCCUCCUCGACUCGAUGCUGCUGUGCGGCACUGUGGCCACCGUCUUCUGCUGGGCCAAGUUCCACAACCAGCGCCACAACAGCUUCGAGCCUGAGUGGUUCUUCUGGCUGUUUGCAACUGGUAUCAGCAUUGGCUGCGUGUGCAGUGUCAAGCUUGUUGGUCUCUUCGUUACUGCCCUCGUUGGUCUUUACACCAUUGAGGAUCUCUGGCGCAAGUUUGGUGACACCAAGAUGCCUGUGACUGUCCUCGGUGCUCACGUCCUUACCCGUGUCGUCGGUCUCAUCGUCAUCCCCUUCCUGAUCUACCUCAUCUCCUUCGCUCUCCACUUCGCCAUCCUUGACCGCAGCGGCCCUGGUGAUGCCCAGAUGAGCUCCCUCUUCCAGGCCAACCUCAAGGGUACCCAAGUCGGCAAGGACAGCCCUCUCGAGAUUGCGAUUGGUUCCCGUGCGACUAUCAAGAACAUGGGAUACGGCGGUGGUCUUCUUCACUCUCACGUCCAGACCUACCCCGAGGGUUCCAAGCAGCAGCAGGUUACUUGCUACCACCACAAGGACACCAACAACGACUGGUUCUUCUACCCCAACCGCCGAGAUGAUGACUACAACCCCGAGGCUGAUCUCCGUUUCAUUGGUGACGGCUCCGUCAUUCGCCUUAUUCACGCCCAGACUGGCCGCAACCUGCACUCUCACGACAUUGCUGCCCCCAUCACUCGAGGCCACAAGGAGGUUUCUUCUUACGGUAACCUGACUGUUGGUGACGACAAGGAUCAUUGGAAGGUUGAGGUUGUCCGGGAUGCUGCUUCUCGCGACCGCAGCAGGAUCAGGACUCUUACCACUGCUUUCCGUCUCAAGCACGAGGUUCUUGGCUGCUACCUUCGAGCUGGCAACGUCAACCUCCCUCAGUGGGGUUUCAAGCAGAUUGAGGUUACCUGCACCAAGGAGAACAACCCCCGCGACACCUACACUCACUGGAACGUUGAGGCCCACUGGAAUGACAAGCUUCCCCCUGCCGAGGCUGGCGUCUACAGAUCUCCCUUCUUCCACGACUUUGUCCACCUGAACGUUGCCAUGAUGACCUCCAACAACGCCCUGGUCCCCGACCCUGACAAGCAGGAUGACCUUGCCUCCAAGUGGUGGCAGUGGCCUAUCCUCCAUGUCGGUCUCCGCAUGUGCGGUUGGGCUGACGACAUCGUCAAGUACUUCCUCCUCGGUAAUCCUCUCGUCUACUGGGGUUCUACCGCCUCUCUCGGUGUCGCUGGUCUGGUCGUUGUUUGGUACAUCCUUCGAUGGCAGCGUGGCUUCAACGAUCUCAACCAGGACGAGAUCGACCACAUCCACUACUCGGCUCUGUACCCCCUGGCCGGCUGGUUCCUCCACUAUCUUCCCUUUGUUAUUAUGGCCCGUGUCACCUAUGUGCACCACUACUAUCCGGCUCUCUACUUUGCCAUUCUCACCUUUGGCUUCCUGGUCGACUGGUUUGUGCGAAACCGCAACAACACCCUCAAGACCAUCGUCUACGGCCUCCUGUACACCGUCAUCAUCGGCCUCUACAUCUACUUCCUCCCCAUCUGCUGGGGUAUGACCGGCAACCACCGGCAGUACAAGUACAUGAAGUGGUUCGACAACUGGCGAGUUACCGACUAA
Fusarium keratoplasticum is the source of this 2226-nucleotide messenger RNA. RefSeq names its product Dolichyl-phosphate-mannose--protein mannosyltransferase. Gene Ontology annotation, cellular component: membrane; endoplasmic reticulum. Bases 1 to 2226 code for a protein of 741 amino acids. The record is from RefSeq and is a predicted model, not a curated record. Gene Ontology annotation, molecular function: dolichyl-phosphate-mannose-protein mannosyltransferase activity. Lineage: Eukaryota; Fungi; Ascomycota; Sordariomycetes; Hypocreales; Nectriaceae. The transcript is spliced from 5 exons. Gene Ontology annotation, biological process: protein O-linked glycosylation via mannose.